AUGAACAGGCAAAGGAGGAGGAAGGAGGCACAAAAGAGCGAGGAGCGGGGCGUACAUUUCAUAAAGUUAGAUGUGCCAUUCGUAUUUGCCAGGGGUGGCGGCGGUGGUGGUGAUGGUGACGGUAGUGGUGGUGGCAGUGGCUCAGCGAAGGCGGUGAAAAAUAGGGAAGAUAAUCGUAACGGACAAUCGACUAAAGCUACCGGAGAGAAUAGCUCGGCGUUGAACAAGUUUCUCGAAAACGUCUUGAAGGCUCAGAGAGAUUUCAAGUGGAUAGACCAAACUGUGCAUAAUAUUAACGAGAAAAAUUUGGAGAAGAGCAACCGCCGUAGCAGUAAAUUGCGCGAGAAGAGAGGCUCCGGUCGGAGCUACGGAACAUUGUCGAAUGCUCCUGAAUUUCCUUCGAGGAAUUAUUUAAGCAACGAUUUCGACGACACGGAUGCGUCUCAAAAUGGAAUGAAUAAUAAAGAGGUUCAUCCUUCUCCUCCAUACGAUAAAGCACCUUCCGACAUCGAUCAGAUUCCAAAAGACUGGUCCAAGACCAAAGAUCUCUGUUCUCUGAGCGACUGGUUGAACUCGAACGCGAGUCCUGAUGAUCGAUCGAUCCGCGAUUCCACGGGCAUCGGCAAAGAGGCGAACGCAAAGAGGGACGCUCGACUAAACGUGAGAAAUCAACGAGAUGAAACGAGGAAAGAUGAGGCGCCAUCGCUGGAGUCUCUCAAGGAAACGAUAUUAGAAUUGAAGAAAAGUCUGAACGGAGACUCGAGGAAGCAUCGUCAGAAUUCGAAAAAUGCAGGCGCUACGAAAACGAAGGAAAAGGAAAACGAGGAGCGAAGGAGAGCUCGCGCGAGAAAUAAGCAACGAAAAGACGAGAAAGAGAACGACGACGAUGGUACUUCCACGAACUCCGGCUGGUGGGAUAACGCAGAAGCAGAAAAGCUGGACUUAAAAAAGCGUGAACAGGACGAUGAGGAUGUUGACGAGAAGAAUGCUCAUCUGAAAGUGUGGAGAACGAAGAGGACUGAAGUUAAUAACGACGAUGGUAACCCGAAACUCUUUCAUAGAGCGGGGUUUGGGGAGCCGUACCUUGAAGAGGACACCUUAAAAGAGUCUCAUGACCGUAAAAGGCGCAGCAAAGGCACGCCGUCGGAUGAGAAACGUCAUUUAAACGAAGCUCGGUCUAAAAACAACCCAGAAGACGAAGAGAAAAACUCGAUGGAGAUAUCAAAAGCUACUCCUGGUUGUAGCGACGCAGACACAGAUCUGCAACAAACCAGCAACCUAACGAACAAUCUUCCAGACGCUGUCAAUUCGAAACUGACGAAAGAAGCGGGCAGAAACAGGGACGAAAGCAGAAAUUACGAACAAUCGGAUCUAUCGCGUGAAAAUGUGAACGCGAUGGAAAACAGGUUGAUGAGGAAGGAAGAAAAGAGCGAAAGUCCCGGGGGAAAUUCUUUGCGAACCUUCGAAUCCACGACGAAUGAAUUGCACCAGCCUGUUUCUUCCGGCGAAAUCUCGAGCCUAAGCGUAGACGGUCGAGAGGAGAGUAACGGAGAAGCCAGAAUGCAGAAAACGGGAGAGGGAGAACAGGUGAUCAAAGUCUUUGAACCUCAAGGGCAUCUGUAUCAAAACGGCGAACGCACAAAGGAGGUCCGAGAGGCAGACGAGGAGCGUGGAAAAUUGUCUCUGCGAGCAGAGCAGGAGAAGAGGUCCGCGGAAGAAUCGGGGGAUAUCAAUAUUCUUCUAAAAUCGGAAAAUAAAAAUCUGAUCGAGCUCAGCAACACCGGUGCCGGUGAAAGUUCAGCGAAAGGUGAAAAGCCACCGUUCACGUUGAACAUGUUCGACGUGAAGAAGAAGACGAUCGUGGGGAACGAAGACAAACCUGGGAAAUCUGUUUCCACGAUUUUCAACGUGAAAAUCGAGAAGGCCGAGGUUGAUACACCUAUUAAAACGAACGAUAAAGAAGUACGAAAUAUGGCUGGCGAAGAUCCAUUUGCCGGUGUGCUGGUUCAUUUUGGGAAGAACAAAGUUAAGGAAGAGAGGCACGAAGACACGCCCGGGUCUACGGACAACAUGAAACAAAGGAACGUGGAUGAAAAACGACUCGCGAACUCCGUAAAGUUCGACAAAGAACCGAGACAAAGGGGUGUCAUCGAAGGAGCUCAAAACUGGUUCGAGGGAGCAGCUAGAAAUCAAAUGAACACGAACGUCGAUCAGGCUGCCGCGGAGAAGUGUAAUGAGUUAGGUGAGAAGAACAAAUUGAACAAUGAGGGGAGACAAUUAAGUGAUAACAAGGAGGAGAGGGAAUCGGUGAAAGAUUUCGACGAUAAAGAGAGUUUAAACGAGAGGAAUAACGAAGGAAAGAAUAAAAAGAAAUACCACCAAGUAUUUAUAGUCAAGACUGGAGACGAUAGAUACGGUCGCAGAAGGAUACUACAAUACAUGGAAUACUCCAACGACGAUCUCCAAGAUGUUGAUACGAAUUACAACGACAAAGAGGAGGAGGAGAGUCAGCGACAAGUUAGCGCAGAAAAGAGCGAUGCCCCAACGCGAAGAAAAGAGAGAUCGGGGUACAGCGACAAGAAGAAGAAAGCUAAGGUGAAUCUGCUGAUCAAGGAGAAGCUGAAUAAGAAAAAGCAAAAGUUGUCGCAAAGAAACAGGCGUGCUCCAAACGUGAUCGAGUAUUACGAUUACGACAGCGACGCGGAGCAACAAGAUCGCGAAGAAUCGUCACCGACGAGCGAGCGACAACGUAGUAAAAAUAAUUACCAAGAGAAGAACAUGAUCGAAUCCGACGGGGGACUUGGUAAUCAUGUGUGCACUUGCCCAUCUUCGAAACUAGUAUGUCCGCCGCCUGAGAAGAAGAACAAGCACGAAGAGGCGAUACAGAGGGAGGAAGAACGUAGGUCGAAGCUGAAGAACAAAGAACCGAAGCAGGAAUUCAUCGGCAUCGAUCGAUCGCGAGGAAAGAACCUGACCGAGAGAACCGCGAAUACGAAUGGUUUGUCAACGUUAUCGACGAAGGUGAAAUUCGCGGAGGCAGAGGGAUCCUCGAACCAGCAACCGGGAUCAAGGAUAAAUCGUCCAGCUGAGGGAAACGAAGGCAAGCUCUUGGAUAGGGAUACUAAGCAAACUGUACACGAUCCUCGAAAGUGUGUUCUGAACGUGGACAAAAGUUCGGAAUCCAGUGGUAUCGACGAUCUUUUCGAGGAGAUCCAACCGGUGGACGAAACAAAUCGAAAGGUAUCCAAGAACGUGGAGCCAUUGUACGAAGAGCUGAAGAAGAUCUACGACUGGAAGGAGGACGAGACGAAGAGCAAGCCACGAAUCAAAGGCGACCAGAGGAUGUUCUACGGAUCGAACGAUAAAUUAGACGGAAUAGCCGAAUCGUUUAAAGAUCAGGUGGAACAACCAGAAAUCGCGGGUCCAGAUGGAACACCCGGUAAACGUUACUGA
Molecule: messenger RNA, 3453 nt
Organism: Habropoda laboriosa
Lineage: Eukaryota; Metazoa; Arthropoda; Insecta; Hymenoptera; Apidae
Exons: 10
Coding region: 1-3453 (1150 amino acids)
Source: RefSeq, a predicted model, not a curated record